CGUGCUCUUUUGUUGUGGUGUCGGCUCUGUGCCGAUUUUUCGUUUCGUUUUAAGUAUUUUAGCCGGAAAAACUAAAUCACAAGAUGGGAAAAGCUAGAAAGCCGAAAUUACAUAGAAACAAAUCCAAUCCGACGGGUUUGAUGGACGUGAGUACGCUCAUCGAUCGUGGUCUAGCGGAAGAAGCCAAAUCCGGCACCCCGAUUUCUGCCAUCGUCGAUCAGCUGGAAUCGUCGGAUUCGGAGGAGAAACUAUGCGGAUUGCAAUCGCUGGCCAUGAUUUGCCAAGGAGAUGUGAACGUGGCUGAGGUCGUCGAAAAUAAUGUGAUCCGGAUCGCUUCGUCCCUGCUAGUCGAUCCGAACCAGAGUGUGCGUCACGCGACCGCCGGAGCUCUGCGAAAUAUGUCCACGUUGAGCGUGCAGCUGUGCGAGUUUAUGGUCGAGCAGGAUGUCCUGACACCGUUGCUGGCCCUGUUGCAUCGUUACACGGGAGGCGUCCAGUGGAAGCCCAAGUUCGAUUCAGAGAUGCAGAACCAAAUGGAUGAACAUGCGGACACGUUUCUGCAGGCGAUCAACUUACUGUGGAACCUUUGCGAAAGCACCACCGACGCACUGAGCGCUCUCAAUCAGACACAUAUUCUAGAGCGGUUCAUAACUUUCCUAGAUCAUACCGUGUACGGACAGGAGAUUGCAAUCGCCGUCGCCCAGUGUUUGCUGGUGGUAUCGGAGGAAAACACGUCCUGCUCGCAGGUGCUGGUCACCCAUGGAUCGGUACUUUUAUCGAUGCUCGUUCUUGAAGGAAACGACAAUGCCACGUUGCUGCUUCGCACGGUCAUCGCAGGAAUUAUAGGCAAUGUUCCCGCUCUUCUAAACAGUCACUUGAGCCAAGUACUGCUGACCAUUUCGAAGACGCUCGAGUCUGACCAUCGAUCAGCGCUGGGGAAUCUGACCAGUAUGCUCCCCCUGGUACCUACGAAAGAUGUUAUUGACCUCGAGAUUACCGAUGAUGUGCCAAUUGAAGAAGAAACCGAAGCUCAAUCACACCAGCGUCGCCGUAAAGCCGAUUUGCCAUCGGCGGAAGAGUUGGAAGUGCGGAACGUCGGUUGGUUACUGCAGGCUCAACGAAUUGCGGCCGAGAUUUUGACCAACAUUUGCUCGACGGACGACGAUGAUUGGCAGGACGAUGAUAGUGAGCAAGAAAAUGGUUCCGAUGCCGAGUGUGUGUACGAUUACGAUGCAUCGAAUGAGUUGAAUCGAAGCGUUGAAAAUACGGAUAAAAUCUCUACGGAGGUACUGGAAGCGAUCCGGUCGUUGUCUCUGGUGGAAAAACUGUGGCAAAAGGCGCAACCGGUACCGGCUAACGUGCAGCAGAUCUUGAGCGAAUCAGAACGCACCACUAUGAAGAAGCUGGACGGAUUACGAGUAUCGGCCAUGCUCGCGUUGCACAAUCUUUGCAAUAGCAUCACCACGGACGAUCUUGGUGGCCCGACGGCCGUGUACAACGUGUGGAUCGAUUUAGGACAGCAAGUUUUUCAGGGACAGCACAAUGAGAAACUGGUGGAAGCAUCGACCACACUAAUGCGAGCGACACUCGAGCAUUUACGCAAGAGCUCGGAGCUGUUUCAUCAAAUGACCGAAUCGGAUCUGCAGUUGAUGCUGAACGGUGUGGUAGAGUGCAAGGAUGCCGAAAUACGAGCCAACUGGCUACGCAUGCUGGGUAUACUCGGGUGCCUGCUGCCGGAACCGUUGGUGAAACCGAUCAUAGAUUUCGUGCUCAACACGUGCGCCAACGAACAAGAUGUAUGGGUGCUGUCGGAAGCGCUCGAUGCACUGAUGGACAUUUUCGCCGACAACGAUUGGUACGCGAUCGUCCAUGAACUAGGUAUGGUGGCAAAGUGCAAACGGCUCGAUUGUGUUAUGCGUGAAAAGCUAAAACGCGAUAAGCGUCAGCUAGGUGAUCGAUAUCCGGCGGUGCAGACGGUCCGUACCAAUUUGGGGCGAUUUUGUAAGUACCUCGAGACGGAGAUGAAGAAAUACAAACCAUAAAUCGAAGCAUAGUCAACCGUCCGGUGAUCGACACAGUAAUAGCAUCCGGAAAUGCUAUGGCAUUCAUACGAACAUUACUCGCUUCUAAUACUCCAUACCUCACAAGAAGUUCACAGCAGGAAUGGAUGAGUUGGUAGCGUUUACCAAACGAUUAUAUGGGAUCGACUUAUUUGCACGAAUAAAAGUGAUCCUUAACCUUGUGGUAACAUUUACA
This is a messenger RNA of Anopheles darlingi, 2256 nucleotides long. RefSeq names its product HEAT repeat-containing protein 3. Lineage: Eukaryota; Metazoa; Arthropoda; Insecta; Diptera; Culicidae. The transcript is spliced from 2 exons. The record is from RefSeq and is a predicted model, not a curated record. Gene Ontology annotation, biological process: protein import into nucleus; ribosomal large subunit biogenesis. The coding region runs from base 84 to 2042 and encodes 652 amino acids.